GGGGUUGCUCCGGAUCCGCUGGUUCCGUAACAACAUCCCGUUGGCUUCCCUCAGGCGGCGGGACCGGUGCAGCCGCCGCCUCCCAGGAGUGCCCGCCCGCCCGGGCCCGCGCCCUCCCCGGCCCAGGCCGCCAUGGCCACCAACCCGCAGCCGCAGCCGCCGCCUCCCGCGCCGCCGCCUCCUCCGCCGCAGCCGCAGCCGCCGCCGCCGCCUCCCGGCCCCGGGGCUGGCCCGGGCGCGGGCGGGGCGGGCGGCGCGGGAGCCGGCGCCGGGGACCCGCAACUCGUGGCCAUGAUCGUGAACCACCUCAAGAGCCAGGGGCUCUUCGACCAGUUCCGCAGGGACUGCCUGGCCGACGUGGACACCAAGCCUGCCUAUCAGAAUCUGAGACAACGCGUUGACAACUUUGUUGCGAACCAUUUAGCAACUCAUACAUGGAGUCCCCACCUCAAUAAGAACCAGCUAAGAAACAAUAUUAGACAGCAAGUGCUCAAAUCAGGAAUGUUGGAGUCUGGCAUUGACCGAAUUAUUUCUCAGGUUGUGGAUCCAAAGAUCAACCACACAUUCAGACCUCAGGUGGAAAAAGCUGUGCAUGAGUUUUUGGCCACACUGAAUCACAGAGAGGAAGCGAGUGGCAGCACAGCUCCCGACGAGGAGAAACCAGACUCUUCCGUCAUCACACCAGGUGUCCCUGCCCCUGGACCCAGUGCAAACGUGGCCAGUGAUGCCAUGUCAAUCUUGGAAACCAUCACAUCUCUUAACCAAGAAGCUAGUGCUGCCAGGUCCUCAACAGAAACGUCAAACGCCAAGUCCAGUGAGAGAAUAUCCAAAAAACUACCCUCUCAGCCAAGCACUGACACUGUUGCCGAGAAGGAGAGAACUUCAGAGGAGACAACUGACAAAGAGAAAUCUACACCUGACCCUGCAGGGGAAGGACAGGAAACAGCCCCCAAGUCUGAAGAAUUUAGUGAUCUCCCUUGUCCAGUUGAAGAAGUUAAAAGUCACACAAAAGAGAGUAAUAGUUCAGUUCUGCCAAACAAGGAUGUUCAACAGGAAAGCAGUGACCAAAAAAAUAAAUCAACAGAUAAAGGUGAAAAGAAACCAGACAGCAAUGAAAAAGGAGAAAGAAAGAAAGAAAAGAAGGAAAAGACUGAAAAGAAACUCGAUCACUCAAAAAGGAGUGAAGAUGUACAAAAAGUAAAAGAUGAAAAACAAGCAAAGGAAAAAGAGGGAGAAUGUUCAAAACUUCUGUCAGAAAAGAACAAUAAUAAAGCUAAAACUGGUGAAGGGACAAAAGAAGAUUUCUCUUUGAUAGAUUCUGAUGUGGAUGGACUUACAGACAUCACAGUUAGCUCUGUCCAUACCAGUGACCUUUCAUCUUUUGAAGAAGACACUGAGGAGGAAGUUGUAAUGUCUGAUAGCAUGGAAGAAGGGGAGAUUACAUCAGACGAUGAAGAAAAGAACAAGCAGAACAAAACAAAAGCUCAAGCCAGUGAUCCCAGUGAAGGGAAAGCAAAAAGUGUACGGCAUGCUUACGUUCACAAACCGUAUCUUUACUCAAGGUACUACAGUGACUCUGAUGAUGAACUCACUGUAGAACAGCGGCGGCAGUCCAUCGCUAAAGAAAAAGAAGAGAGGCUUUUAAGAAGGCAAAUUAAUAGAGAGAAACUUGAAGAAAAACGAAAACAGAAAGCAGAAAAGACGAAGUCUUCGAAAGCUAAGAGUCAAGGCAAAAGUAGUGUGGACUUAGAAGAAUCAUCAGCAAAGAGUUUGGAACCCAAGGCCCCUCGAAUUAAAGAAGUUCUUAAGGAACGGAAAGUUUUAGAGAAAAAGGUAGCCUUAAGCAAAAAAAGAAAAAAGGAUUCCAGGAACAUUGACGAGAAUUCUAAAAAGAAACAGCAAUCUGAAGAAGAUGCCAAAGAAACCCUCAAAACAAGUGAGCAUUGUGAAAAGGAAAAAGUGUCUUCUUCAAAGGAUUCAAAGCAUAUUCAUGCAAAAAGUGAACCAAGUAAACCUGCCCGGAGACUUUCAGAGUCUUUGCAUUCAGCUGAUGAAAAUAAAAAUGAAUCCAAAAUAGAAAGGGAACAUAAAAGACGGACAUCGACCCCUGUUGUGGUGGAAGGGGCACAGGAAGAGACUGACACAAGAGAUGGAAAAAGGCCAGCAGAACGCUCAGAAACUGGCACAGAAGAGCCCCAGAAACAGAAAAGCACACUUAAGAAUGAAAAGCAUCCAAAGAAAGAUGAUUCUGAAACACCCCACUUGAAAAGCCUACCUAAAAAAGAGGCAAAGUCCUCCAAAGACAAGCCUGAAAAAGAGAAAACUCUGUCAGAAGACAAACCGUCAAUGAAACAUAAAUAUAAAGGUGACCCCACACAUAAAACAGGUGAUGAGACUGAGCUUCACUCUUGUGAGAAAGGCUUAAAAGUCGAUGAAAAUAUUCAGAAGCCAAAUCAACAGACAAAGCUUUCUUCAGAUGAUAAAGCUGAACGAAAAAGUAAACACAGGAAUGAAAGGAAAUUAUCAAUUUUGGGCAAAGAUGGCAAACCAGUCUCUGAAUAUAUUAUAAAAACCGAUGAGAACAUUCGUAAAGAAAACAGCAAAAAAGAGAGAUACUUGUCAGCCGAGAAAACUAAGUCAGAGCACAAAUCAAGAAGAUCAAGUGAUUCUAAAAUUCAGAAAGAUUCUCUGGGGUCCAAGCAACAUGGAAUCACAUUACAGAGAAGAAGUGAAAGUUAUUCAGAGGAUAAGUGUGACACAGAAUCGACGAGUAUGGACAGUAAUUCAAAGCCAGAAGAGGUUGUUCACAAGGAGAGGCGAAGAACCAAGAGCUUGUUAGAAGAGAAACUUGUAUUAAAGUCUAAAUCCAAAAGCCAGGGUAAACCGUUAAAAGUGGUUGAAACAGAAUUGCAGGAAAAUGUCACAAAACAGGCAACCACUCCAAAAGCAGAUAAGGAGAAGAACACAGAAGAAGGUGACCCAGAGAGGCAGCGGAAGUCCAAAGCUGAAGACAGACCCGCUGAGGAAGGUGGCGCUGAGCCUGCGUCAGAGAGCCCUGCUUCUUCAGCACAUGGUGCCCAGAAAGAGUCUAGUCACCGAGCUAAGGUACCGCCAGCAAAGGAGAAAUACAAGGGUGAGAAAGAUUCAAGUGCCACCAGACUUGAGAGGAGGUUAUCAGAUGGUCACAAAAGCAGAAGCUUGAAGCACAGUAGUAAGGAUGUGAAAAAGAAGGAAGAAAAUAAAUCAGAAAGUAAAUCAGAAGACAGGGAUGGGAAAGAAGUUGACAGUAAUCAUGAAAAGGCCAGAGGAAAUAGUUCAGUCAUGGAGAAAAAAUUAAGUAGAAGGUUGUGUGAAAAUCGAAGAGGGAGCUUAUCCCAAGAAAUGACCAAAGGAGAGGAAAAGCCAGCAGCAAACCCUCUGGGCACUCCCAGCAGUUCCUUCCUUCAGAAACCCAAAAAAUGCAGUGAUCCCACCUUGAUGCCUGAACAGGAGCCAAUGGAAGUUGAUCCAGAGCCAGCCAUGGAAAAUGCACUGGAGAUAUCUAAAACCCAAGACAGCAGCAGCAACAGUCCUCAGCAAGACAUCGACUCGGAAAAUGUUACGAAACAGAAGGCUGCCAUGACAGUUAUAAAGGAUGAGUUAAGAACUUCUAUGGUAGAUUCAAAAACAGCAGCCCUGGCCUGUAAAUCAGGACGUGGAACAGGAGCCAUUGGUAAUUCUGAAAAGCACGCUGACCACAAAAGCAUCCUGACCAAGAAAGUGCAUCUCCAAAGCACUGUGUCCAAACCGAACCCAGGGGAGAAAGAAUACACUCAGCAAGGAGCUCGUGAGAUGAACGUAGACUCAGAAACUAGUCAUCGACUGUUACCCCAGGCCCCAGAAAGUUGCAGGGCACAAAAGAAUCUGAAAAACACCACCAGACCCAGUGAGCAGUGUGUUGUUCAAGGAGACACAGCUCCUGAACGUCCCACAGAUUUAGACCCUUCCCCAUCCUUAAGCCCCAUGACAUUUGCACCUCAGAAGCAGUCCCAUGAUCCAAGUGUAAUUCCUGUGGUUGAGAAGAGAACUGCUGGGGAAGGAGGCCCAGCCAGCACCUCACUUGUGGGCCGCUCUGAGACCCCUAACCCAAGUCUGGCUGCUGGAGAGUCACAGGUCCCCAGGGCAUGUGACAGCAAACCGGGUGAUGCCAUUUCCACAGUAGAUACGGCAGCCAAAGCCAGCGCAGGGAGCAGAAGACACAUCCCAGAAGGUCCCCAGGCCACCAUGCCACACAGCAAACAAGGGAAAGUGAAUGUGCCUCUUGGUAGUGAGUCAGCAGACAUGACUGUGGAAAAUGAGAACGUUCACAAAGAAGGAGGCUCAAUGGACACGGCCAGGAAAGAGGGUGACACGACCACAGGGCCCAGUUCAAAGCAGACAGUUAGAGCUCCCAUAGAAAAUGGCAGAAAAGACGGCAUUGCUGUCGCUCAUACGGUAGGCGUGAGCACAGGAAAAGAUGCGGAAACUUCUGGGCUUGAGCAUAGCAGAGGCCCAGGUGAAAUAGAAAACACGUCAGCUGAUAUUGAAAGAAGGAGCGAAAACAGUGAGGUGGACACCAGUGCUGGGAGGAACGCUGUGUCCUCUGUUCUCCACCGAGGGAGUGGGAAUGCUAACGAUGCAACAACGGGGUCUGCUAGAGCAGAACAGGCUUCUGCUGCCCCCAGUGCUGGAGGGGAGGACAGGGGUGUUCCCUUAAGCCCCGUAAAGGCAGGUGAUGCCACCACCACGUCUUCAGAAAUGGGGGAGGGCGAGGCGGCCGUGCCCUGCACAAGCAUCGAGGCGGACGAAGGCUUCACGACCGGUAUGCGCUCUGGGGACAACCCUCUUCACGUCGGGGCGGAAGCCAGCGAAGGCACUGUCUUUGCCGCAGCUGAAGAAGGUGGCGCCGUGGUCACGGAAGGAUUUGCUGAAAGUGAAACUUUCCUUACCAGCACCAAGGAAGGAGAAAGUGGGGAGUGCGCCGUGGUGGGGCCUGAAGAGAGAGCAGCAGAGCCGGUGACGACUCCCGCCGGCACGACUGAAGACGAUGUCAACAGCGGGGCGACGGAAGAGAAGGACGACGCUGUGACCAGUGCAGGCUUGGAAGGGAAGUGUGAUGGCUCUUCAAGCAGAGACUCAGAACUGGCGGAAGGGACCGUCGCUUUUAUUAGUGAGGGGGAAAGUGACGGGGCGGUGACGAGUGCUGGGACAGAAAUCAGAGAGGGGUCCCUGGGCAGCGGAGAGGGAGAUGGAUUCCGGAGAAAUACGACGAGAAUGGGCCCCAAGAAAGAAACUGAGGGGGUUGUGACAUGUACGGGGGCAGAGAGGACAAGUGACAGCUUUGUCCUGUGCUCGGUAACUGAUGUGGGGCCACAGGAAGAGCGCGGGGUCACCGGUGCCCCUGUAGUCCCCUUGGGCAAUGACGCACCAGCAGGAGCCAGUGCCGCCCAGGAGGGAGGCGGUUCUGUGAACGACGGGCUGGAAGGUGAAAGCGCUGUCACCAGCACCGGGAUCACGGAAGAGGAUGGAGAGGGGCCGGCAAGCUGCACAGGUUCGGAAGAGAGCAGCGAAGGCUUUGCUCUAAGUUCCGAAUCAGAAGAAGGCGGAGAAAGUGCCAUGGACAGCACGGUAGCUAAAGACGUCGCUGACGCCCCGGUAGUCGCUGCCGGCCCGUGCGACGACGAAAGCGUUGUGACCAGCACCGGCGCGAAGGAGGAGGACGAGGAAGGGGAGGGCGUGGUGACCAGCACCGGCAGAGGAAAUGAAGUCGGGCACGCGUCGAUGUGCGCGGGGAUGGAAGAGGAAGGCGACGGGGCAGCAGUGUGCGAGAGUGCAGAGGAGGGGGACAGUCGGGUUGGUACCGUGGCGGGGCGUGUGGAAGCUGAGGCCGGAGCAGCCGUCCCAAACGCAACCGAAAGUAACAUUGACAGCGUGAGCGGUGCUGGGAAGGGAAGCAAAGAUCCAGAGAUCUGCUCCAGUGCAAAAGGCGUCGUGGAAAGCAGCGUGACCAGUGCAGCCGCAGGCCAGGGCGAAGCGGCACUAGUUCGUGAAGGUUGUGAGGUUCCCAUGACCAGUGCAGCUUCAGGUCAAAGUGGCGGGCAGCUCACCAGAAAAGAAAAGGUUGACGAGACCACUAUUUCCACUGGCCUGGCCGGGGGCAGUUAUGAGGGACUCGUAUCCGGGGCCGUCCCAGAGUACGAAGCUCAUCACACAUCGCCGAGGGAGAAAGAAGAUGAGGGUGUCAUCACCUCUGUGGACAAUGAAGACUGCGACGGCCUCAUGGCCACCACGGCCAGCGACAGCCUUGCCAACCAGACCUGUUCAGCAAGGGGCGAAAGCGAAGGCAAAGGCUUGGCGAUUUCCACCAGUACCACGCAUGGUUACACCGCGCAGUUAAGCCCGGCUGUAGACGUGGAGGAAGGUCACGCGCGUGUUCUGAGGACCGAACAAAUCGCCGACGGCACCAGAGUGAACGUGGAGGGAUUCGAGGCCCCCAUGCCCAGCGCUGUUGCAGGAGAUGAGAGCCAGCCCGCUGCUCCUAGAGGCGAGGAGAAAGACGAGUGCGCCAUGAUUUCCACAAGCAUAGGGGAGGAGCUCGAAGUGCCCAUUUCCAGCGCGACAACCAUCCAGCGCUCCGAAAGCCAGCCGCCCGCCCCAGCGGUUGAAGAAAGAGCGAGAGGGCCGAGCCUGGUGCGCGCCGAUGACUUCGAGGUGCCCAUGCCCAGUGCACCCACAGAAGUCGAAAGUCCCCUGGCUUCAACCAGCAAGGAGGAGAAGGACGAAUGCGCCCUCAUUUCCACCAGCAUCGCAGAAGAGUGUGAGGCGUCCGGCUCCGGGGCGGCCGUGCCGGGCCUGGAAGAGAAGGACGGGAGCGCUGUCAUCUCCACGAGCUCCGUGGAGGACUGCGACGGCCCAGUGUCCAGUGCCGUCCCUCGGGAGGAGGUCUGUCCCUCGGUCACGCCGGCGGAGGAGAUGAGUGACGCCGCCAUGAUUUCCACCAGCACCUCUGAAGGACGGGAAGCGGUCAUGAUGGGCGCCGCCCCCCGGGACGAUCAGACGGCUCUCGCGGGGGUGGAGGACCCGGGCGAUGCUGCCCUCAUCUCCACCAGCACAGCUGAAUGUGUGCUGGCCGCCACGGGUCCAGACAGGCACGAAGAGGCUCAGCCGACUGCAGGCCCCCCAGAAGGCAGAGAGGACCUGUCAGCCGCAAAGGUGCGCAAGUGUGAGGUCCCUAGGCCCAGCCUCAUGCCUGAGCACCACUGUCAGUGUCCCGGGCCAUCCACAGGAGGAAAAGAAGCGGGCCCCGUGGUGGCAGUGGGCACCUGGGAAGAGCACGACAGGGUGUCAGUCAGCAUGUGCUUUGCCGGUGCUGUGUGUGCACCAGAGAAAGAGAGGCCUGGCACCAAAGAAAGGGAAGCCUGCUGUCCGGGCAAAGCUCAGAGAGAACAUGAAAGCCCCGAGGCAGGGACCUCAGGGGACAGUACUCCGGCAAGCUGUUCAGCAGGGAGGGGCUUGGAGAGGAGUGCAGACCUGCCUGUCGACCUGCGAGGACCAGAGCAGGCCGCCGAGGACUCCCCCAUCAGUGUUCGCCGAGCAGUAAAUACCGGUGCUGGAAAAGCUGAUGACACAUCCUCUCUUCCUCCUGACCAGUGGGGCCCUGAGGGCAACUUGACAACCCCCACCACCGAAUGUAUUAAUGGCCAAGAAUCCGAAAUUGCUCCUUCCCACACGGCAGUCCUUACAGCUACCUAUGACGAAGCUCUCUUGGCUCCUAAGUGCGAACAGGACUUGACUUUCAAGAGUGAUCCCAGUGGCGAAGGGACCGUUCCGGCAUACCCUGAGCACACGGGAGAUGGUAACAGCAUGAAGAAGUCCUUCCAGGAAGAAGGAGGCCUUGAAGUCAGUGUUUCAUCUGAAGAAAAUUUGCAUGACAUAGGCAGUGAAGAGUCUCCAUCGAGUGACUUGAGAGGACAGGGACCGAAAGCCAACUUGGAAACUGAGAUAUUUGCACCAUCAGAGGAAGAGAAAAAUCAUGAAAUUCCAGCACCACCAGAAAGUCCAAGUGGGAGAAAUCUGAGUGGAAUAGCUGAAGUUCAGAGGGCGCCUUCGUUGGCGAUUGAAUCACUAAACGUCGAAAAUUCAGGCUCAAGAACAAAUGAAAUUCAUAGCAUAUCUCGUAACAAGGAAGAGAUAUCCAGUGAUGGAAGAGACAACACGGAAGCCACAAGAGGUCAUAGUGUUGGAGAAAAUCCUACUGAAGAGGUUGAAGAGGAAGAAACGGAUAUGCCUAAAAGAAAAAGGAAGAAGCAGUACCUCUCUUCAGAAGAUGAGCUAGAUGAUAAUCCAGAUGUCCUGGAUUCCAAAAUAGAAACGGCAGAGAGGCAAUGUUCUGAAACUGAGCCACAAGAUGCAAAGGAAGAGAAUUCUGAAGAUUUGGAAGAGUUAUCGAAAACAAGUUCUAAGGCAAACAGCUCUGCUUCAAGGGCCAUGGAAGAAAAAGAUGAAUAUAGCAGUGGUGAAGCUGCUGGUGAAAAGACAGAGCAGAAUGAUGAUGACAGCAUAAAAUCUCAGGAGGAAGAUCAACCAGUAAUUAUUAAAAGGAAAAGAGGAAGACCUCGUAAAUACCCUGUAGAAAUAGCAUUAAAAACAAAAGAUGACUACAAAACAGAUACUGGCAUCGUCACUGUAGAACAGUCUCCACCUGGCAGCAAACUGAAAGCAAUGCAGACGGAUGAGUCCAAUAAAGAAACACUUAACCUACAAGAACGAAGUGGAAGCAAUGAUGAUGAUGAAAAAACUGUGGCGAGUGUGCGGCGGAGAGGAAGAAAGCCCAAACGUUCGCUCACUCUGUCAGAUGAUGCUGAAUCCUCCGAGCCGGAAAGAAAACGCCAGAAAUCAGUUUCUGAAGCGGCUGAGGACAAGAAAGACCAGGAUUCUGAUGAGGAAGAGGAAGAGGAGGAAGAGGAUGAGCCCUCUGGAGCCACCACGAGGUCCAGCGCCAGAUCAGAGGCUCAGAGAUCAAAGGCACAGCUCUCCCCUUCUGCCAAGCGCAAGAGAGAGGCCAGCCCUCCCGUUGCGCGCACCAGGGGCCAGCAGCGCGUGGAGGAGGCCCCCGGGAAGAAGGCCAAGCGGUAAUCCUGCCUGCAGCGCCCCUGCUGGUCGACUCGGGGACACAGUGGAGAGAGGGGGCAGGCCUCGGGGCCACAGGCUGCUGCCUUCAACCAGGGGAAGGACGUGCAUGUGCUCCAGGUUCCUAGGUGCAAGCUUUUUCUUGUUAUGUUCUAAACAGCUUUAUAAACUAUUGUUCAUAGAAGGUAUUAUGUACAUUUAUUUCAGAUAAAAGAAAAUAAGUUUACUUUGUAUCUGAACUCUAAACAAAGUAGUUGUAUAUUUUAACAUUCGAGAUUGGGAUUUCCCGAUGUGACACGUCACUAACGCAAACCCUUCCAGCCCACCAGACACCAGGCUGUCUCCCGGUAACCCAUGUACAGUAUAUAAACAUGUAUAAAUAGGUUGUAUUUUACUCUGUGUAUGAUGCUAAUCAAUGAACACUUUAUUUAUUUUACAGAGAAAACUUAUCUGUGGACUUUACUAUAUAUCUGUUUAUUUUAUUUUAUUAUUUUUUUUAAUUAAAAUAAAAAGGGUUUUAAAUGCUAUGCAGUCAUCAGUAGAGAUGUUUUAGGACGCCGCCUGCCCUGUAACUAUCUGAAUCCGACCUGGCAGGAAAUAGGCUCUUCUCGCAUGUAUCCAAGUAAAGUAGUUUAGCUCAAGAAAGGACCUCCAUUGCUUUUCUGCUCACAGUUGUGACUCUGUUUUUUAAGAAUGUCACUUGUUUUUAGAUUAUACUCGCAUCUGUGACUUCACUACCAGCCCCACCGGCACAGGAGGUUCUGGGUCAAGUGAAGUUACAUCCGUCACCGCAGCAGAAACGCCUCUGUGGGUGUUCGUUCCUCUCCUCUGUACUGUUCCGAGGCUUCCACCCAUAUGUUCCAUAGUGUCUUUUCAAUGAUGAGAAAUGCAUUGAAGAUUAGGUCACUCCUGUCGAUCGAGCUUCAGGAUUUUAUGUUGUUUUAUACACAAUGAUUUCAAGAUAGAAACUGGCUUUAUUGCCAGGUUCUUUUUAAAACAUGUUUUAACUCCCAUAUGAACAAACUGUCCAACUUAAGUUUUUCAUAAGAUUAAACUUUUCUUAAGAUCAAAUUUGUCUCUAGCAAUGAUGUGAUGAGUUGCCAAAUAAUUGAGAUUAUUUUAAAAUGUUUUGUUCAUAUUCUUGUUUUAUAAUUAAAAUUUACAUUCAGUGUGUGUGAAAUUUUUUUUUUGGACUCUUAAUGUAAGGUGGAUAUUUCUGUCAUUUUACAUUGUUUCUUACUGAGAUUUUAUAUAUA
Camelus dromedarius (Arabian camel) is the source of this 10403-nucleotide messenger RNA. It is a transcript of the gene BOD1L1, whose product is annotated as biorientation of chromosomes in cell division 1 like 1. Bases 133 to 9153 code for a protein of 3006 amino acids. The record is from RefSeq and is a predicted model, not a curated record. NCBI's taxonomy places the organism in Eukaryota, Metazoa, Chordata, Mammalia, Artiodactyla, Camelidae. The transcript is spliced from 26 exons.